This is a messenger RNA of Pteropus alecto (black flying fox), 1956 nucleotides long. It is a transcript of the gene RBBP8NL, whose product is annotated as RBBP8 N-terminal like. The record is from RefSeq and is a predicted model, not a curated record. Lineage: Eukaryota; Metazoa; Chordata; Mammalia; Chiroptera; Pteropodidae. Gene Ontology annotation, cellular component: site of double-strand break. Gene Ontology annotation, biological process: double-strand break repair via homologous recombination; DNA double-strand break processing involved in repair via single-strand annealing. The transcript is spliced from 13 exons. Bases 1 to 1956 code for a protein of 651 amino acids. Gene Ontology annotation, molecular function: flap-structured DNA binding; Y-form DNA binding; single-stranded DNA binding.
AUGGAGAGCUUCAUGGAGUCACUGAACAGGCUGAGGGACAUCCACGAGAGGGAGGUCCUGAGCCUGCAGAACAAGCUUUUGGAACUCAACUCAGAGAGGUGCCGGGAGGCCCGGCGAGUGGAGGAGCUGUGCGCCAAGAACCAGCAGCUCAGGGAGCAGCAGAAGGCUCUGAAGGAGAAUGUGCGGGUGCUGGAGAACAGGCUGCGGGCCGGCCUCUGUGACCGCUGCUCGGUCACCCAGGAGUUGGCCCGGAAGAAACAGCAGGAGUUUGAGAGCUCCCUCGUCCAGAGCCUGCAGCACGUCUUUGUCCUCACCAACGAGAUGACCCGGCUGCAGGAAGAGAAUGAGACCUUGAAGCAGGAGGUGACCCGGCUCCGGGGCCCAGGAGACAGGCCCCAACCCCAGGGCAGGGAGGACGCCUUGGACACACCCCCACCCCUGCUGCUCCCCUCCCCUGGUGCCCGGAAGGCUGUCACCGAGAAGCUGCUGGGAGGCCAGGAGGGCGCCGAGGACGACCACUCAGGUACAGGCCCACGGGGAGAGGAGGCUUUGGGGUACAGGACGUCUCCAGUGGCUAAAACCUCCCCGGGCGCCAACCUCCCUGAGCCUCGGGCCCCAGAUAUGAGCCCACAGCGCAUCGCCAACCAGCUGCACGGGACCAUCGCCGUGGUGAGGCCAGGGGCCCGGGCCUGCCCCGCCGACCGGGGCUGCACCAACGGGACACCUCCGCUGCCGCCAGCCAGGAGCAGCCCGCCCAGCCCGCCUUGCGAGCACAGCCUCCCCCUGGACAGCUUCCUGCGGGCCACCCGGCCCUCCGCCAUGACUGACGAGUCCCCGAAGGGCUCCCUCCAGGCUGACCGCCUCUGUCUCCUGAAUCGCCACCUGUCCCUGCACCUCCGGAGUCCCCACAGCAGCAGCAGUCCCCGGGCCCCCACCAUGGGCCCCCAUGGCUCCCGGACCCAGAGCCCGAAGGCCGGGGAGGCAGAGGCCUGGGAUGACCCCGGGGGCCUGCCCGGCAACCUGGCGGACAUGCGGGACCCGCGGCUGGAGGGGGCGCUGCAGCUGCUCCUCGCCCAGCAGCUGCGGGCGUGGGGACGGGCUGGCAGUGCCAGGCCGAGGGGCCCCCCCAGGCAGGGGCUGGUGCCAACCUCGCCCCCAGGCGGCUCUGACUCUGAGGGCCCAGAGAGGGAGACGGCCGGGGUGGCCCUGCCCGGGGGGCGGCUUCCACAGCCCACAGGCCCGGCGGGGCCCAGCGGGAAGACAGUCACAGCCACACAGGACCAUGGCCCAGACAAGCCCCUGGACCUCUCAGAGUGGGGCCGGGGCCGGGAUGCCCCCAAGCCCUCUGGCCGACUGAGGUCUCUCAGCCCCAAAGCUGCCCGCACUCCCAGUCCUGAGCCGCCCCAGGGAGCAGAGCCCCCUGCCCAGCCUGGACCCUUGGGUUGCAGCCAUGGCUCCAAGGGGGCCAGAGCAGCAGAGCUGGAAGAGCCCCGCACUCUCGUGGAUCCCGCACGUCCUCUCCCGGGGCCCCACCCCAGCCAGCCGUCUCCAGGCCGGAUGAAAGAUGAGUCCCGAGAGAGGCCAGAACUUUCCCCCCACCCACAGAGGCCUGAUGCUGAUGGCCACGCAGAGCUCAGCAAGCCGGAGCGGCCAUGGCCGGUGUCGGCCGAGCUGGAUGAGCCAGACUCCUCAGACAGUGAGGUGGGCCUGAGCCCCAAGGCAGGGGUCACACAGAGCACUCCCGGCGAGGGGCCCAGGUGUUUCUGCACCGCAGAGCGAGGGCUCAGCCCACAGCAGAAGAGGAAGCGGGUUUCGUCCUCUGACCCGUGGGACAAAGCGGACCUGCCACCAGGCAGGCCGGCUGUGGCCGCCACAAUGCGCCAUUGUUGCCAGGAAGGUGACCGCGGCCUGUGUUUGCUCAGGCCCGCGGUGGAGGAGGCCAGCACGCCUGUCUGA